This is a messenger RNA of Argiope bruennichi, 4953 nucleotides long. Its product is annotated as major facilitator superfamily domain-containing protein 6-like. NCBI's taxonomy places the organism in Eukaryota, Metazoa, Arthropoda, Arachnida, Araneae, Araneidae. Gene Ontology annotation, cellular component: membrane. The transcript has 3 exons. The record is from RefSeq and is a predicted model, not a curated record. Bases 3229 to 4839 code for a protein of 536 amino acids.
AUUAAGUAAAGAAUCAAUUAAAAACAAGGUAAAAAGAAUAAAUUGAGAUUAAAUAAAGAAGUAUAUAUGCGCUGCUUUGUAACAGUUUCCAUAAGUACUUAAUAACAGAAAAGUUACCAGUUAUAUUGAUGUUAUAUAAAGUUAACAGUUAUCAUAUAUUGAUGAUGAUUUAUAAUUAAACGUGAACUUCAUAAAAAUAAUUUUAUUAUUUUUCAUUAUUAUGUAUUCCUUAAAUCCUUAUCUUAUAACUUUAAAUGAGCAAUUCUUAUACAUAUAUAAAUUUAUUUCGUGUGUCUCAGAAACGGCUCUAAUGAUUUGGAUCAUAUUUGAUAUCUAGAUAAGGUCUUCUUUUUAAGUUUAUCUAUAUAAGUGCCUUUCUUGAAAAAAUGAGAUUUUAUACACAAAAAUUUUUUUUAACUAAAAAUUGGCAUGUGGUUAUGCAUGAACUGCAUAAGUGUAUCAAAGAUGGAGUGGUAGUUAGAGCUUUGAACUCCCAGGCAUUUUAUAUUUUACGCUGUUACAAUUUUUGUUAGUUAAUCCAUGGCAAUCAGAUCUGAGGGAGUGUUAACAGGACGACAGACCUCCUAGAACGGCAUAUUUUCCAAUUAAGUAAUAAAACCGUUAACUUUUUUUCGAUUUUUUUUAAAGUCCUCCGAUCCAUACUAAUAUAUUGCAAAACUUGCUGCGAAUGUACCGGUACGUGCAGACUUUUACAAGCGACCUUGAUGAAAACGUGUUCUUUUUUCAGUAAAAAAUAAUAACAAUUCUCUGUAUCCUAAGCAUAUGAAAAAUGAAAAAAUUAUUUCAGAAAGAUGAAUAUUCUCUUUUUCAAGAAUAUAUUUGAUUAUAGAAAAAGUAAGGGAACGCUCAAAAUAUUGAGAGGGGACGAAGGUCGCUCUGUAAAAGACGCACUUAAAAUACACUUUUUGUUCUGAUUCCGGUCGCGUACAGAAUUAGAAAGAAUAUUUGUUUGGAUAUAUUUUUAUGCAGCAUAGUCCACUUAUUAAAACCGGUGUGUUGUACGAGUAACAAUCUCACUUACGAAUAAUUUUUGGUUUUAAAGAAUUCAGAUGUCGUCAUAUCUAGAAAUGGUUUCUUCGGACCGAUGUGAAAACGACUAAAUGGUAAGUUCGGAGUUUCACUGCCUCUUCUAAGCUACAUAACUUAUUUUUGAGUCGUUUUCUUUGUUUCUUCCGAUGUUUCUGAUAAUUGUGGUUAAAAGAUAGAGAUACUUUUAUUAUCCUGUCUGAGCUUUCACUGAAGUUUAUUUUCCCGUUCAAUAAGUCAGACUCCGCCCACCUUAUCUGAAAUUUUUUUGCUAUAAUUGUUCAAUUCAGUUUGUGAAUGCAUUCGUUUGGAAGUGGUCUGAACAAAAAUAGAUUUUACAUUAUUUUAAAUUUCAAAAAUAUUUCUUUUCAGGUUCAAUUGUUUUUUGCUCUAGAAUUUUUAUUUAUAUUUUAAUCAAUUUGUAAAAAUAUUUUAAACGUAUUUUAGAACAAUUCUUCAUUAUUGAAGCGAAACUAUAAUUGUUUUUAUUAUUCCUAUAAAUAUUUCAUCCUGUUUUGUUUCUUUGUUGAUGAUCACGAUAUGAAGAUUCGGCUUAUUUUUCUACCCUGAAUAGGUUUUAGUACAAAUCUUCCUUUCAAUAAAUGUUUUAGAAUUUCAUUCUUUUUCAAUUAAAAUUUCAAUUUAGAAUAGAUUAAAGGUAAAAAAAUUUAAAGCACUUCCAAUUUUAAAUAAUGAAUUAAUAUAAAUAAUAAAAGAAUUAAUUAAAUAAAUGGUUAAUAUAAAUGAUAAUUAAAGAUAUAGACAUAAUAAAAUCUAUAUCUUUUCAUUUUAGUAUAAAUGAAUGAUUAAAGAUAUGGACAAAAGAUUCGAUAUAUGCAAAGCACAAUGAAUUGAACGUUAGCAUAAGUUAUAUGUUUAUCAAAAAUCGGAGUUUAAAAAUAUUUUGAUGAGAAAGCAAAUAUUUUGAUAUUAAAUAUUUUGUAUAACAUAAAAAAUUACGCAAAAUAUUUAAUUGAAAUUUUUAGCAAACUAUUAAUCUCGGUAAACAAAUUGGCUUAGCAGUAGACAAGUAAUAAAUAACCAAAAAGCAUAUGUACUUCCAAAAGUUGUUACCAAAAAAUAAUAAGUCUAAAAUAUUUCUUUAAUAUUUUUAAAGAUAAAAAUGUGUUGAAAUGAGGAAAUACGUCAAUCAGUUUUUUAGAUGAGAGACCUUAUAUAGCGCAAUUGCUAAUAUCGCGAAAUGCUUACAUCUGGAGCUAUUAAUCAAAUAUUUGGUUUUCGGGUUUAAUUGAACACCUAAUCAAUUUGAAAUUUAUUGAAAUCGGAAACCUGCAUUGACACAUUUAUUGAAAUCGGAUAGUUCAAUCGGCAACUAUGGGAUAUUGGGAAUUCCUAAUGAAUUGAAAUCGGAUUUAAUUGAAUAGUUUCUAGUUUUUAGCAAACCCAUAAUCCCGGUAAACCUCCUGGUCGCAACAGGCGGCUUAUAAUAAAUAAUAUAAAAGUUUAUGCACUUUAUAAAUCUUGCUAUAGUAAAAAUAGUAAGUCUAAAAUAAAUCAUUAAUAUUUUUAAGAUAAAACUAUAUUGAAAUGUGGAAAUAUUUUUAUGAGUUUAUUAGAGGAACACCUUAUAGAGUGUCUAAUAUCGCAAAAUGCUUAAAUGAAGGAAGCUACUAGUCAAAUAUUUUCGGAAAAUUGGUAUCAGUAGUCAAAUUCGUAGAUUAACUUCCUGGAGCCAGAUUAAAUCUACUUCGAAGUGACUGGUCACGGUAUCCAUCGAGAUAAGAUUUUCCCUUUUUCAAAAACGUUCUUAUCAGAAAUCCCCCCCCCCCUUUUAAGAAUACACUAAAGUAAUUUCAGACCCUGAUAUCAUGUGAGUACUGACAAAAUAUCUCGUCCCAUGUGAGAAUUCACAAAGAAAAUCACGAGAUCGUGAAAAGUGUGAAUGAUCUAAAGAUAACAAGACAUUGUCAUACAAAUUCUUCAGUUAACUAAUUAUUCACAUCUCACUGAGGAAUGAGGUAUAGAGGUUGUGUCCUAAAAAUCGGACUUUGGCAAGGCGUUGUAUCUGAUGAAAUUAUAAACAUUUAAAAUUAAUUUUUAUACUCCAACUGCUUUUUAACUGAUUUUUAAUUCUUAUUUGCUUUUAUCUGCAGGAGUGUAUUGGGUUUUAUUUUUGUUUUUAUUUGUUAAAAGCGAAUUUCCUUUUCACAAUAGUCGAUAAUGUCAGAGGGACGUAUGUGCCAUGUCAAUACGCGCUUCUUGCCCAUCAAAGCCCACUAUUUUUUCUUUUUUGGAGCCAUGGGAGGAGUGAUGCCAUUUAUGCCCGUGCUGGCGAAGAAUCUCGGAAUUAGUUCUACAGCUGUUGGACUCGUCUACACGGUGCUUCCUUUCUGCGUGUUUUUCUCGAAACCGCUCUUCGGCUUCAUCUCAGACUUGUUCCGAAACAUAAAGCUGAUCGUCUUCCUGCUCGUCUGUGCCACGUCCGUAGGCUACUUUUCAGUCAUAUUCCUGCCGCCCAUCGAUAACGUAAAAUGGAUUCACGUGGAUGCCCAGUGCCAGAACAUGGAGAAGUCCAUAUCUGUUCUGCCAAACGAAUACGACAGACGUUGCUUUAGAGACGUUCUCAAACAGGGAGUGAACGGUGAACUCAAUUUCAUGCCUUGCAACACAAAUAGCACACUCAUCCUUCAUGAGAGAGUCACCACCAGCAAGUUUUUGAAUGCAACUACAGAACAAUCUGCUGAUUCCAGUGGCAAAUUAUGGCUGAAGUUCACGCCUGAUUCACGAUUUACCUGUGGUUGCAUCAAAAACGGUUCAUCUUCUUUCAAAAGUGUUAAAAUGAAUUCAUGUUUGCUGGGGGACAACGACUCGGUGUAUAGGACUUACCAGUUUUGGGUUUUUACCAUACUGGUAGUCAUUGGGGGUACAGGAUCCGCAACUGUAUUUUGCCUCAGCGAUGCUGCCUGUUAUGAAGUCCUAGGAGAACGGACUGAGUUAUAUGGAAGACAGAGAUUGUGGGCCACCAUGAGUUGGGGAUUUGUAACUCUUUUAGCUGGUUUCUUUGAUGAUAUAGCUACAGGAAAUUCUGAUACCACGAACUAUGUCCCUGGAUUCUUCCUAAUGCUAAUUCUAGUUGCUAUUGAUCUUCUUUUAUUAUUGAGAAUAAAACUUACCAAGGCAAACUUUUCAAUGCACAUAUGUCAAGACAUAGGUCAAAUAUUCUCCUCCUGUGAAACCGUUGCUUUUGCAAUUUGUGUUUACAUUAUCGGUGGUUUGACGGGCCUCAUAUGGAAUUACCAGUUUUGGUUCCUGGAAGACUUGGGCGCCACACGGACUUUGAUGGGUCUUUGUGUAGCUGUUCAAUGCCUAGUUGCUGAAAUACCUUUCUUCUUCUUUGCGGGGUGGUUCAUCAAGACUUUUGGAUAUUUCACUUGCAUCAUAGGCUCCUUCAUUGCUUUUACUUUCCGACUGGGACUCUACUGUGUUCUGGAAAAUCCUUGGUUGGUUCUUCCUGUUGAAAUAUUCCAUGGAUUGAGUUUUGCUGUCUUCUAUGCCUCCAUGACUGGAUAUGCAUCAAACAAUGCCCCGCCAGGAACUGAGGCAACUAUGAUGGGUAUACUGGGAGGUCUUUUUGAAGGCCUUGGUGUCGCCACGGGCAGUCUUCUCGGUGGAGUCGGUUUCGACAGAAUCGGUGGCCGUAAGACCUUUCUGAUAGCCGCCAUAAUCAGCUCGAUCUGCAUCCCAUGUCUCGUAUUAGUUCUACUUCUUCUACGGAAACUUCGACCCAAAGACAGAAUUCCAGUUCCAUCAAAUGCCAAAGACUGUUCAUAACUUUCGUAAAUGAUAAUCGUUUAAUGCAUGAUUAUUUGUUUUGCAUCAUUUCAUCAUCUUCUUCAGACUCUGCCAUGUUAGAAAUCAAAGAUAAAUAAACUCGUCAAAAACAAA